Messenger RNA from Phyllopteryx taeniolatus (common seadragon), 7342 nucleotides. RefSeq names its product DAB2 interacting protein b (gene dab2ipb). The record is from RefSeq and is a predicted model, not a curated record. The coding region runs from base 267 to 3992 and encodes 1241 amino acids. Gene Ontology annotation, biological process: regulation of GTPase activity. Lineage: Eukaryota; Metazoa; Chordata; Actinopteri; Syngnathiformes; Syngnathidae. The transcript has 20 exons.
CAUUUUGAUAACUGGAAGAGGCCCCUCCCAUUGACUCCCGCCCCCCUACUGUGGCCCCGCCCACCUCUUGCUCACACUUUUCCCCUCCCUGCCCUCAUUUCUGUCACGCUCACUUUGCGUACGACCACAACACGGACACACAAGAAGGUGAUGAUGAGUGCCGGUGGCCGGGCCACGCUUGCUCUCUCCUCCAGGCUCGUCAUUACCACCGCUGUCGCCGUCGUCGCCUCGCUCCCAUAGUGAGCUAACACACACAUGCACAAAGGAUGGGGAUGCAGCCGCAAGACAGCGUGCCGUCUGAUUACCUGUCAGAUGUCCGAUGCCCGUCGCGACACUGGCUGUCACGUGGACAGUCCUUCGAAGAGCGGAUCGCGGGGAAAGUGCAACAUGGCAGGGUUCGGGAUGGCCACACCGUGAACGAAGAGCAGAUGUUCCUGGAGGAGCACAGAAGAUGCACCUCGGGCGGGCCUCGUCUUCUGCGACGCACCAUCAGCGUGCCUGCCGAAACGCACUUCAACGAGCUGCGCCGCCAACCGUCCACCGAGAGCGAGUCACCUCCAGAGAGGUCCGGGCGCCGACGCAGCAUGCCCGGCAGCCCAACGGACAAAACUCCGCCCACCAUGGAGGCCACGUCCGCCGCCGCAGCCACUACACCAUUCAGAGUCACCGUGAGUACUGGCUUCCUGAGUCGGCGGCUGAAGGGCUCCAUCAAGCGCACCAAGAGUCAACCCAAGCUGGACCGCAACUCCAGCUUCAGACACAUCUUGCCGGGGUUCAGGAACGUGGACAAUGACAGAUCUCAUCUGAUGCCAAGGCUGAAGGAGUCUCGCUCCCAUGAGUCACUGCUCAGUCCCAGCAGCGCUGUGGAAGCCCUGGACUUAAGCAUGGAGGACGAGGUUAUCAUCAAACCCGUGCACAGCAGCAUCCUCGGCCAGGACUACUGCUUCGAGGUGACGACCUCCUCGGGGAGCAAAUGCUUUUCCUGCCGUUCGUCAGCUGAGAGAGACAAAUGGAUGGAGAACCUGAGGAGGGCCGUGCAGCCAAACAAGGACAACAGCCGGCGGGUGGAGAACAUGCUGCGACUGUGGCUCAUCGAGGCCAAGGACCUCCCUGCCAAGAAGAAGUACUUCUGUGAACUGUGCCUGGAUGACGCACUGUAUGCUCGCACCACCUGCAAACUCAAAACGGACAAUGUCUUUUGGGGUGAGCACUUUGACUUCAAUAACCUGCCGGCGGUGCGUGCUAUCACGGCGCACCUCUACAAGGACACGGACAAGAAGAAGAAGAAGGACAAGAACAACUACGUCGGACUGGUCAGCAUCCCUGUGGCAGCGGUGACUGGUCGGCAGUUUGUGGAGAAGUGGUACCCGGUCAGCAUGCCUAACCCUGCUAAGGGCAAAACGUCUGGACCCAUGAUCCGCAUUAAAGCGCGGUACCAGAGCAUGAACAUCCUCCCCAUGGAGAUGUACAAGGAGUUUGCCGAAUACACCACGAACAACUACAUGCUGCUUUGCUCCGUGCUCGAGCCCGGCAUCAGCGUCAAGAACAAGGAAGAGAUGGCAUGUGCGCUGGUGCAUAUUCUGCAGAGCACCGGCAAGGCCAAAGACUUCCUGACAGACCUGAUGAUGUCGGAAGUGGACCGCUGCGGAGAGAAUGAGCACCUGAUCUUCCGCGAGAACACGUUGGCGACCAAAGCCAUCGAGGAGUACCUCAAACUGGUGGGCCAGAAGUACCUGCAGGACGCCCUUGGCGAGUUCAUCAAGGCUCUGUACGAGUCAGAUGAAAACUGCGAGGUGGACCCGUCUAAGUGCUCCUCGGGGGACCUCCCGGAACACCAGAGCAACCUGAAAAUGUGCUGCGAGCUGGCCUUCUGCAAGAUCAUCAACUCGUACUGCGUUUUCCCGCGAGAGCUCAAGGAGGUGUUCGCGUCGUGGCGGCAAGAGUGCAGCAACCGCGGCCGGCCGGACAUCAGCGAGCGGCUGAUCAGCGCAUCGCUCUUCCUGCGCUUCCUGUGCCCGGCCAUCAUGUCACCGUCGCUUUUCAACCUGAUGCAGGAGUACCCCGACGACCGCACGGCGCGCACCCUCACGCUCAUCGCCAAGGUCACACAGAACCUGGCCAAUUUCGCAAAGUUCGGGAACAAGGAGGAGUACAUGUCCUUCAUGAACCAGUUCCUGGAGCACGAGUGGAGCAACAUGCAGCGCUUCCUGCUGGAGAUCUCCAACCCGGAGACCAUCUCCAACACGGCCGGCUUCGAGGGAUACAUCGACCUGGGCCGCGAGCUCUCCACGCUGCACUCCCUCCUCUCCGAGGUGGUCUCCCAGAUGGACCAGAGCGCCACCUCCAAGCUGGGGCCUCUGCCAAGGAUCCUGCGGGAGGUCAGCGUGGCGCUGAGCAACCCGGCCGGCAUCCACGCAGCACCCGGGGGGUCGCCGGAGCAGACGGGCUCGCCGCCGGCCGAGGCCGGCUGCAGCAUCUCCACGGGCCUACAGAAGAUGGUCAUCGACAACGACCUCACAGGAUUGGUUGAUUUCACCCGGCUACCCUCCCCCACCCCUGAAAACAAGGACUUGUUUUUCGUAACAAGGAGCUCAGGGAUUCAGCCUUCUCCGGCACGUAGCUCGAGUUACUCCGAGACCAACGAGCCUGAGCUCGGCAUGGCCAACGGCAGCAAGAGUCUGUCCAUGGUGGACCUGCAGGACCCCCGCAGUCUGGAAGGCGGCGGCCUCAGUCCCGGCCCCUCGGACGCCCUGGCGGAAGUUCCGGUCUCCGUGGGAGGCUGGUCCGCCAGGGUGCCGCAGUGCAACAUCUCCGGAGGGCCCGCCGUGCGGAGGCCCGGCCAGACAACGACCAACCCGAGCACGGAAAACGCCCCGGGCCGGUCCGCCCAGCUACUCGCGCCGCUGUCCUUCCAGAACCCGGUCUAUCAGAUGGCCACGUGCCUCCCGGUGUCCCCUCGGGGUCUGACCGACUCGGGCUCCGAGUGCCACAGCUCGGUCAGCUCCCACAGCAACAACGAGGACGGGCCACCUGGUGGGAGGCACCACUUCCUGAACCACGGCGGCGGGAGCAGCGGCGACGAGUACGCCCGACGCUCGGGCGAGUUCACCCGCCGACAGCUAUCCCUCACCGAGGCGCAGCACCAGCCCGCCGUACCCCGGCAGAACAGCGCCGGCCCCCAGCGGCGGAUAGACCAGCCCCCUCCGCCUCAGAACGUGACACGCGGCCGCACGCCACCAAAUUUGCUCAAUAGCUGCGUCUACGCCCGGCCCGGCUCGGGCGGCGGCAUGAUGACCUCGUCGCCCGACUGGCCCAUGGGGGGCGCCCGCUUGCGGCAACAAUCGUCCUCGUCCAAGGGGGACAGUCCCGAGACCAAGCAGAGGGCGCAGCACAAACAGGCCCCCUCCCCAGUGAACCCCAGUGCGCUGGACCGCACGGCAGCGUGGCUUUUGAAUAUGAAUGUGCAGUAUUUAGACCAUGAGGCCAUGGAGCACGACUCACUGAGGCACAGAGAGGAUCUGACGCAGGUGCAGAAGUACCAGCAGGAGAUCGCGCUGCUGCAGGAGAAGCUGCGUGCCUCGGUGCAGAAGCUGGAGGAGUAUGAGGCCCGUCUCAAGGGCCAGGACGAGCAAGCCCAGAAGGUCCUGAUGGAGUACCAGGCCCGGCUGGAGGAAUCGGAGGAGCGCCUGCGCCGGCAGCAGGACGACAAAGACCUCCAGAUGAAGGGUAUCAUCAGCAGGUUGAUGUCGGUGGAGGAGGAAUUGAAGAAAGAUCACUCGGACAUGCAGGCGGUGGUGGACUCCAAACAGAAGAUCAUUGACGCACAGGAGAAGCGCAUCGCGUCCCUGGACGCCGCCAACACUCGCCUCAUGAGCGCCCUGACGCAGAUGAAGGAGCGCAGCACGCAGUCGCGCAACGGCAUCUCGCCGACCAAUCCCACCAGGCUGCAGAUCACCGAGAACGGAGAGUUCCGCAACAGCAGCAACUGUUAAGACUCCAACAAACAAAAAAAACAAACAAAACAAAAAAAAAAAAAAAAAGGGACCUAUGACAGAAAGUUUUCCUUCUCAGUUUGGCGAGAUGCCCCCCUCACCCCCACGUGGGAUGGGACGGAAGAGGCGGACUUCAAGGGUGGCGAUUCGCCCGAUGGGGCUUUGGCCAUGAGGGCAGGAUCACAGGUUGUACAUAUGAAUGCGUACGUACAAAAAGACAAUUUGACGUCCGGGGGCGAACCACUACGUCUUUCUCGACGACUACUUACAAGCCAGUCGAGGACGCUUCGCUAGCGCUUUAGCUUCAAGUCGAUGUUUCUAACGAACCAAAUAGGAGUUAAAAAUCCUGAUGUUUUUAAGUCCGAAACGACCUCCACUUUCAGCCAUUGGGUGGGUCCCCGGUCUGCGCCCCCUUCAGUCCCACUCGGGCCCCCCUGGUAGUGCACUUUGUGGAAGCUAUUGGUACAUGCAAUGCCUUAAGCUAAGGAUGGCGACUUUAUUCCACAGCUCCCCUAUUUCUGCAAAAAGUUGAAGAAGACAGGAAAAAAGGCACAAUUAUAUACUGUGGAUUUGUAAAGGAUAGAGCUUGUACAAACGUAUAUGUAUUAUGUAAGUAAAUGAAAUUUAUGUGAUACUAUAUUGAUGCAAUUUAAUAUAGAUGUAUGCAUUUCCUUUUUUUUUUGGGGGGGGGGGGGGGGCUUCUGGAGUAUACACACAUACGUACACACACGGCUAUAUUUGAUAAUGUCAAAGGUAAAAGCAGACUUGUAUUUAGGAGUUUUAUUUUUAUGCUUCUAAAAGGAUGACUGACGAGAGCGUGUAGGUUUUCUUGUACCGGUUGGAUGUUAUGGUGAUGGAUUUGCUAUACACUGGACUGGCCAGACCACCAAGGAAGGGUCCAUUGCUUUCCUUCCUGUCUGGUGAUUCGUUGAGGUCCCAAAAAUUAAUUGAUUAAAGCAGAGUCUUCUUCCUUCGGGGGUGGUUGGAUCUUCCCUAAACCUGCCCUGGCAACCUAAUCCCCCUAAAUCCAACCAGUAUACUUCAGAACCAAACCCCGAAAUUUGUCUCCUGUGUUCCCCAACAAAAACCCUCCUAACCAGUCCUACCCUCAACCUGACUCGAAAAUCCAAAAUAUGUCUUGGCUAAAGCAGAAUCUUCUUUCCAGGUUCGACCCUAAACCUUACCACUAUUUCACCGGGUCCCAAACCGUACCCCUAAUCUAAUGUCCUGCAGCCUUGCCUAAAACCUACCCCAAUCCAAACCGUCCAACCUUGUCCUUCCCUCAAGCCGACAAGAAAAUCCAAAAUGUGACUUUCCAGGUUUGACCAUAAAUUAACCCUGACACCCUAAUCUCCUCAACUCGACCACUAUUACCUCUAACCCCAAACCCUACCACACUGUUAAUCUGCUGUAGUGCCGAUCCUAACCUAAACCCUCCAAUCUUGUCCUACACUUACCCUGACUUGAAAAUCCAAAAUGUGACUCAGUUAAAGCAGAAUCUUCUUUCCAGCAAUGACCCUAAACCCCGACUACUCCACUCCCUAAUCCCAAACCGUACCCCGGCUCUAAUAACCUGAAUUUUAUCCUAAAUCCUACCCCAACACCAACCUUCCCUAAAACUAGGCCCUAAAAACUACCAUUCUUUCCUUACUACUUUUAAACGUCCUAAAAACACAAACCAUACCUUUAGAUUUCAGAUUCCAUGAAACACUACCGAAUCUCUGCACCCCAGGGUUCUCCUGAAUGCGUCCUGCUACUUCACCCAUUGCUAAUAUUCUAGCCUACCCAAUUAGCGGCAGUAGCUACGCUAUUUGUUACCAAUUAGGAGGGCCAACGGUUUGUUGAAGACGCAUGAGUGAAUAGAGCACACAUUAUUUGUAGUCAAGAAAUGACCGUUUUCUGACCAAUUAAGUGAAAUUAAAUAAUCGGUUGGGAAUCAUUGGUAUAUGCGAUAGUGGGAACGUGUAAAAAAAACAAAAAGUUACAAAAAAACACUCACUAUUUUUGACUUAAAAGUUAUGUUUUUGUUUGUAAUUGUGACCUCGCGCUCAAACUCUGCUGUAUCGUCAUCCUGGGUGUUGUAAAUGCAAACUAGCACCGCUAGCAGUGUGCUGCUAUUGCUAGCCAAAACGAGACAACAAGUUAUCGUGUCGGGGGGGUUCGGUUUGGGGUCAAUCCUUCUUGAGAUUGAGAUUGGCGAGCACAAUCGUUGCUUUCUCAUGGCUCAAACGUCUAUGCACUUUUACGUUAAGUGGCUGGUGUUAGCUUGUUUGUUUUUUCUUUUUGUUAACUAAAGAAAAGGGAGCGCUAGGACUGUGAUUGUUAUUUGUAAAACGUCAAAAUAUGCCACAAAAACAUCACGCCAAGAGACUAUGCAGCAUUUUUCCCCACCUUCAAUUUUUACGUUACUUUAGAAAUAUGAACGAGAUUUCAUCAAAACUUUAAGCUACUUGACCAAGACCGCCAAAAAUCACUGGUUUGGGCCAUUUGUAAAUGUCCAAAAACCCUUUUUCUUCGAUGUUUUUUUUUUAUGAUUCCAGACUUUUAGGACUUUUAACAACCAGCGACUUUUCUAGCUUUUUGUUUCAUUUACUAAACAUACUAAAAUUUUAUUAUUAUUAUUUUCCCAAAAAUGGAAAAAAAAAAAUCUCUUUUAAAAAAAAAAAAAAAAAAAAGGAAUUUAUACUUAGAUGGAUUUUGGUGAUGGAAUUGUCGAAAUUGGUGAUCAACACCUUUUUCGUCUUUUUCUGUUAUCUGGUAAAUUAAUAUAGAUUUUUAUUUUAAGCGUCAUCCUUUUUUUUUUUUUUUUUUUUAAAUUCAAACCGUUGGAUAUUGGUGUGCCCUGAACACUCGUACGAACAGGAAACUUUUUUUUUUUUUUAGCUCAGUGGCCAAAAUGUUGCACAGUCUCUGUUUAAAAAUAAAAUAAAAUAAAAAAAAGUUUGAAUUGCGUUGAUGUCUUAGAUGCUGCUUACACAGAUGGAAGAAAUGCCUGGUUUGACUUAAUUUAAAUGAGUUGGUUUAGCCCCUGCUAUGCUGUGCUACGCUACGCUAACACCGCCAAGUUUACAGUCAGGAGGCGCUCCAAGACCAAUCAGCUAUACAUAGAGCAAAAUAUGCUGUAUGUUUUCUAUGAACUUGUAGAAAAUACUUUUUGUAAGUAUGUUGAAAGUAUUUGUUGAAUUCCGUUCUGUUUAUUAGGUUAUUUUUUGUUGUUUGUUUUCUCUUUUUGCAACAAAACGUGACAAAACAAUAAUGUACAGAGGAACUUGUGUUGUCCAAAUGUGGCCGUGCAAUGUAUGUACAUUUGCAACAAAACCUAUUAUUAAAGUUUUAUUUAGCUAUUUUAA